AUGGCGGAGGGAGCGGCCUUGUCUCGCGGGGGAGGAGCCACUGAGGCGACUGAGGCGAAGGCGAGGCGCUGGAGGCGGACUAGGCCUGACUGCGCCGCCGUGCCAAGAGCCUCCCUCGCUCGGCGCCAUGGCCUACUCGAGGCCGGGCCUUUUCCCUCGCGGAAAACCCAUGAGCCCCGCCCUGCUCCUCCGCUGCUCCUGGGGCCUGGGGUUACUGCUACGCGGCCUCUGGGCCUCGGGGAGCGGGCUGGGCGAAGGGAGCUAUGGGCAGCGACGGACGGCACCUGCCCGACUACGACCGAGAGCGCUGCUGGAGGCCAGUAUUUACUGAGGAAAGAAUCAAUUUACGAACUAAUUAUUUUAUGGGGUAUUUCCACAGCCGAACUAAGUUCCUGGAUCCAGCAAUCUUUCAGGCAUUACGUUGUAGAAGAUUCUAAGCAACAGUUUGGUGAAUAUGACAAAAAUGACGAUGGCUAUGUCUCUUGGGAAGAAUAUAAUAUUCAGAUGUAUGAUCGUGUCUUAGACUUUGAUGAAGAUACAACUUUGGAAGAUGCUGAAGAAGAAUCUUUUCGGCAGCUCCAUCUGAAGGACAAGAAGAGGUUUGAGAAAGCUAAUAGGGAUGGCAUUGAUGGCUUGAAUCUGGAUGAAUUCAUUGCGUUUGAACAUCCCGAAGAAGCAGAAUACAUGAAGGAUUUUGUCAUUCAAGAGGCACUGGAAGAACAUGAUAAAAAUGGCGAUGAAUUUGUGAGCCUUGAAGAGUUCCUUGGGGACUACAGAAGAGAUCCAACUGCCCGUGAAGACCCAGAAUGGAUACGUGUUGAGAAGGAUCGAUUUUCAAACGAUUACGACAAGGACCAGGAUGGGAAACUCGACCCUAAAGAGCUGCUAAGCUGGGUUGUGCCCAAUAAUGAAGGCAUUGCUCAGGAGGAGGCCUCCCACCUCAUUGAAGAAAUGGACCAAGACGGGGACAGUAAGCUAACAGAGGCAGAAAUUCUUGAGAACCAGGAUCUGUUUCUCAAUAGUGAAGCUACCGAUUAUGGCAGGCAGCUCCAUGAUGAAAAUUUCUACCAUGAAGAACUUUAAUUUCCAAGAGACUCCCCUCUGCCUCUUCCUUGUUGCCAUGGGUUGGAUUUUUAAUAGUGUUCAACUUUGAAAGCAACAACGCAGAUUGUGUCUGGAUGUAAUAUACUGGUUUCUGCAGCUUUUUUUUGGUUUGUUUUUGCAUUACUGAAUUUCUUUGUACAUUCUCUUGGAUGUGUCAGCCUUUAUUAUUUUGGUACCACAAAGCUUGUCUCUUUAAAAGUGGAAACUGAUGUUUGUAUUUUAAUACUGUUUUUUUUUUUAACACAUACUUGAAAACGACUGUGUGAUAAGAGAGACAUUUGCCACUAGUUCGUGUUAGAUUCUGAGAGGAAUGAGACGAGGAGAAAGUGUUUGCUUAGCUUUAUGUUCAUAAUAAUCCUUCUGUAUGAAUAUAUAGGAGGACUAAGGCCUUCCUUACUUGUAAGGUUUCUGUGUAUAUGAACUUCCGUUGAGAGUGUUUAUAUGAUCUGGAAAUUGUAUUUUUGCAUCCCGAUAGCAGUUAUUUUUACUGUAUUAAUACAGCUUAGUAAGUGUAUUUUAUGUAAGUAAGAACACUACUGACUUCAAAAACACUCAGAUUAAAACAUUAGAAAUUGUC
This is a messenger RNA of Sceloporus undulatus (fence lizard), 1681 nucleotides long. RefSeq names its product reticulocalbin 2 (gene RCN2). Gene Ontology annotation, cellular component: endoplasmic reticulum. The record is from RefSeq and is a predicted model, not a curated record. Bases 1 to 1083 code for a protein of 360 amino acids. The transcript is spliced from 6 exons. Lineage: Eukaryota; Metazoa; Chordata; Lepidosauria; Squamata; Phrynosomatidae. Gene Ontology annotation, molecular function: calcium ion binding.